UCCAGGAUGACAUCUCCCAUGGUGUUUAACAUAGAGAUAUAAACAGGGAGUGAGUGUGAGCUGUUCUCUCCAUGUAAGGAUAUGCAGCAGUGGGAGUUGAUGUGUUUGUAAAAAAAGAUGUUCUUUGGAGAGAUUCAGUCUGCGAUCUGACACGCGUUCUAUCAGAUUCUGUUGAUAGAUGGUUUGUUCCAGCAUGCUGUAUUAAUCCAAAUCCACUUCAAGUCUGCAGAACUGAGUCUUUGUGUUGCAGCUUGUGCUGCUGUCGCUGUCCAGCUGUCGUCCCACACAAUAAGCUUUCAUCUAAACGUCUCUCUCCAGUGCAGCUCUCCCCAACCAGAGGCUGACCCCGGAUGAAUCUGCUGAUAUGGGAACUUUCCGAUUGAGAUGAUUAUCUGGACUUUGCAGUCUGUGGAGAUUGCUUGAAUUUCCUGACUCAGUUUGGAGUUUACAUUCUUUGUGUGCUGUUGCCGAGGAAAAAUGACUGGAAUCAAUUCAGUCGCGCCAAUGAUUUUAUGGGUCAUCAUUCUGACGGUGUUCCAAGCUGCAUCGCCUCAACCUGCUCCCCCUCGAGGACCCAGGCCCAUACCUGGACGAGGUGACAGUCCGGAACCAACACCGGCUCCGCUGCCGCCAGAGCCCACACCAAGACCAGAAGGUUGUGAGACAACGAUCAUCGACUGUCCCAUCAAGCUGUUUUUCACCAUUGACACCUCAGAGACCAUCGCCCUGCAGGAAUCUCCGCCCGGGAGUCUGGUGGAGAGCAUCAAGGAAUUCAUGAAGAUAUUCGCCCAGAACCUCGAAAAUGAGGAGUACAGGGGCCAGAUCCAGAUCACUUGGUCCUUAGGGGGAUUGCACUUCUCUCAGAAGCAGGUGUUGUUCAGUCAGUUCACGACCAAACAGAGCUUCAUCAGGAAUCUCAGUCAGAUAAAAUACCUGGGCAAAGGCACCUACAUCGACUGCGCUCUCACAAAUAUGACCCACGAGAUGACGUACUCAGGGACACAGGCUGUCCUGUUCUCAGUGGUCAUCACAGAUGGUCACGUGACGGGGAGUCCAUGUGGGGGGAUCAAGGUGGCAGGCGACAGGGCUCGGGAUCAAGGGAUCCACAUUUUUUCAGUAGCAGCCUCCAGACGCGUCAAUGAACUAGGGAUGAGGGAGAUAGUCGGCUCACCCACAGAGGUGUACCGAGACGAUUACAUAGUCAUGGAGAUCGUUAAUGGAAGACCGAGGAUGAACACUGAAACUAUUGAUCGCAUCAUCAAAGUCAUGAAAUAUCAAGCAUAUCUACAGUGUUAUAAACCUACAUGCCUUGCAGUCCCUGGGAUCCCGGGACGAAAAGGGGCCUCAGGUCAAAAAGGCAUUAAAGGAGACAGAGGCAUCAAAGGACCAAAAGGUCAUAAAGGUAACCAGGGUGAUCCUGGGAUUGAAGGUUCAAUUGGACGACCUGGUCUAAAGGGAGAAGUUGGUUUUAAAGGAGAAAAGGGUGAAAUUGGAUUAAUUGGAGCAAAGGGUGCGGCGGGUUCACCAGGAAGGAAUGGAACAGAUGGACAAAAGGGUAAAUUUGGUCGAAUUGGAGCUCCUGGCUGCAAAGGUGAUCCAGGUGAAAAAGGACCAAAUGGAUACCCAGGAGACCCUGGUGACUCUGGAUUAUCUGGAAAAACGGGAGAAAAGGGUGAUACAGGUCUCCCAGGGAAGAUAGGCCCCCCAGGCCCUGUGGGAAAUCCAGGACUAAAGGGUGAAAAGGGAAAUCCUGGAAAUCCAGGAUCACCUGGAGGAAGAGGGGUUCCUGGGAUCAGUGGCAAACCAGGACUGAGGGGCGAACUGGGCAGGAGGGGAGAUCCUGGAAGGAAGGGGGCGCCAGGACAAGAUGGGGCCCCAGGACCGAAGGGAGAUCAAGGAGCAUCAGGGGACAGAGGUCGACCUGGGGAAGAUGGAGUUAGGGGUGCGAAGGGAGACCAAGGACUACCAGGACCAAGGGGUCGGCCAGGAGAACCAGGCAGCACUGGAGGAAAUGGCAUGGUGGGGCCUCCUGGAGAACCCGGACUGAGAGGAGACCCUGGACCACGUGGACCGCAGGGAGACAAUGGAAGGCCAGGAUUCAACUACCCUGGACCAAGAGGACCAACAGGAGAGAGAGGAGAUCCAGGCAAGAGAGGACCCAGAGGGGGCAGAGGUGAAUGCGGUGCAAAAGGGGAGCCAGGAGCUAAAGGAGCACCAGGAGAGCCUGGUGAACCAGGCCAGCCAGGAGAGCCAGGAGAGAGAGGACCCCAGGGAGACCCUGGAAAAGAUGGUGGUCCAGGGCCAGCUGGGGAUCCUGGGCUCACUGACUGUGAUGUUAUGACGUACAUCAGGGAGACCUGUGGUUGUUGUGACUGUGAGAAACACUGCGGCGCUCUGGACAUUGUCUUUGUAAUUGACAGCUCUGAGAGUGUUGGGAUGACCAACUUCACCCUGGAAAAGAACUUUGUUAUCAACACCAUCAACAGGCUGGGAUCAAUGGCCUCUGACCCCACAUCUCCAACGGGUACGAGAGUUGGAGUGGUACAGUUCAGUCACAAAGGAACAUUUGAGGUCAUACGACUCGAUGACCCUUCCAUAGACUCCAUGUCUUCAUUCAAGACAGCAGUGAAGAAUCUUCAGUGGAUUGCUGGGGGCACAUUUACACCCUCUGCACUCAAGUUUGCCUAUGAUAACUUAAUAAGGGACAGCAAGAGAGCCCGUGCCAAAGUAUCGGUAGUGGUAGUUACAGACGGUCGCUUUGACCCUCGUGAUGAUGACAGUAAACUCAGGUACCUCUGCGAUGACCCCAAUGUGGUGGUGAAUGCCAUUGGGGUUGGUGACAUGUUUGACAAGGAACAUGACAGUGAGACCCUAGUAUCAAUAGCCUGUAACAACAAGAACCGCAUCACUGAGAUGAAGAAAUACACAGACUUAGUGGCUGAUAACUUCAUUCAGAAGAUGGAAACAGUUCUCUGUCCUGAUCCAGUGAUUAAGUGUCCAGAUCUUCCCUGUAAAACUGAACUUGCUGUAGCUCCAUGUGUUGGACGACCCAUAGAGCUGGUGUUUCUUCUCGAUGGUUCGGAGCGCCUCGGGAUGGAAAACUUUGGCCACGCACGUCAUUUUGUUGAAAUGGUUGCAAAUGCAUUGACAAUGGCCAAGAACAGAAAUGACCAAAACGGGGCUCGUCUGGCACUGACAGAGUUUGGCAAUGAGAAUGAAAACCAAGUGGCCUUUCUUCUUACACACGAGCAGAAGGCUAUCACUUCUGGUCUAUCAGGUUUACAUUAUCUUGAUGCUUCGUCAGCAGUGGGGCCUGCCAUCUUCAAAACCAUCAAUGAGAUUUUGGGCAAAGGACCCACUCGCAAGACAAGACGUGGUGCCGAGGUCUCAUUUGUUUUCAUCACAGAUGGUAUUACUAAUAUCACCAACCUGGACGAGGCAGCUUCUGCAAUGCGCAGGGAACACAUCUUUUCCACUGUGAUUGCCACGGGAAGUGAUGUGGAUGAAGAAGUCCUAACAACGUUGGCUAUGGGUGACCAGACUGCCAUCUUUAAGAGUCAGAAAUUUUCUGAUCUGUUACAGCCUAGUUUCUUUGACCGUUUCGUCAGGUGGGUGUGUUAGAGACUGUCCUCAUUGUGAGUGUCCUACUGGUGCUACUGCUCUGUACUUAACCAUUUUAACAGUUGAUCCAAGUUGAAUUCACCCUUGUAUUGUUCUCAAAAAUGCUGAUUAAGGUCAGCUAAUUUCACCUCAGUCAGAGAUUAACAGGAACAAUAAUGUGCAAAACCUGAAAUAUUUGGGGAGGAGGUUUCUAAAGAACUCAGUUCUUACCAGCACUGAUUUUCUUUGUGUUCAAAUAUGAAACAAAAAAGAAAUGAGCCAAUGGUGAGAGAUAACUGGCAAAGACUUUAGGUACCUCUAUAUUGUCUACCCAGAUUGUUUUGAGUGAACAUUUUCCAGAUAACAUUUUUUUCUUGUACCAAAAUAUUAAAUUAGGUUAGUUUCGAUUUAUUUGUAAAAUGGUCUAUUUAGUUUUCCAAUUGCAAGAAACUCAAACUUAAAACAAAAUAAAUAAGGGUAAAAGAUUUCCAUCAAGUUAAUUUGACAGCCAGUAAAGCAAUUUAUUUUUCCAAAUGUUUGCAAAUUCAUCUCCAGACAUGAACACUAAUUAUACAGCGAAAUUAGGUAAUAUCAUAGCUAACAGCUGAAACCAAGAGCACUUUGGUGUGGUCCAUUUGUACUCAGAAAUCCAACUUUCUUAUUUACUUCACAAACUCAAAAUCCAAUAUGGCUGCCUUGUGCUUCAAAUGUAACAAAAAAUGUAUGCCUUGUUUUUUGGAUUUUUGGUGAUACCUCCUCAGUCACACAUAUUGUCUUUAAUAUGUUUCUAAAUAGUUUGAAUGUAUAAAACACUGAAAUAUGUGCCACUUUAAUUAAAUUUGCCAUUAAUGACACAAUUAGCAAAUUCUAUUGUUUUCAUCAAGCAACAGAAGCUAAGUGAUUCUGUUAAAAGAUUAUAAGCAGUUAUUCCUUAGCAGAAACUCCCGUUGUUUUCACGCUAUGCAAAACCCAGUUAGUUGGCCCAAAAGGCUGAAGCUAAAGGCUAAUCCGAGAGGCUAUAGACCAAGAAGACAACUAAUGUUAAUGCUUCAUGAACCUGUAAAUUGUAAUCAUGCAUGUAUAGAAGAGCUAUUUAUAAAGAAGCUGAAUAUUAUUUUCUCAAUAAGCGAAGUUUGGAGGCAGUGCAUCACCUCCUGUACAUUUGGGCUUUUCUGGAUGGAUUUUGUCUACAUGUUUCCGUCAAUGGCUAAAUAUCUAUGUCAGGUUAUUUGGUCACUUAAAAUUUUGCUGUUUUUAGUGCUUGUGCACAUAAUUGUCUCUCCGUUUCCCUGUGAUGAUGAGUUGCGACCUGUCCAAGGUUCACCCGACAUCUUGCCCACCGAGCGCAAUAGAUGGACACCAACCCCUUUACAGCCCCAGCAUUUUGAACCUCUAUAACAUUUUGAAGAGUACAGUUGUUUUGAGAUGGUGAAAAUCAGUUUUGGUCUAGUGCUUUCUCUGUCUAGCCAUUAAAUUCACCCUCUAAGUCCAAUUAAUAUGGAUUCACACCAAUUGAAAACUAUAUAAAAUAUCCAAUACAAGCAAGAUAUUAACUGCUUUUAACCUUUUUAACAGAACCACACCUGGACAUUCAUAAACACCUUUGAAAGUUGGCUGUGAUGUCAUUUUAAGAUUAGGGCUUUAAUGACUUAGGUAAAUCAAAUUACCGUAAGUGAUACAGACUUGAAUCUUCGUUGUCUGCAAUAAAUCCAGGGCAAUAUGUUAUGCUUUUUAUUUUGAAAGGUUGUCCCCUAAACUAAGGAAGUACCGUCUCAUUUUUAAGAAGUAAAUGUUACACAAAUGCAGUUUUUAAGUGUUUUAUGUGGUGCUAGCAAGCUUACAUUUAUUAAUUAAGGACUUUUUUGGAGCUGUUCAACAAAUGUUACACAGUAGUAUCAUAUAGUACAAUAAUUCGGUUCAAGAACAGUGAUUUAGAGGGUUUUUGUGUAAAAUACAAGUGUCUGUUGGUGUUCAUUAUCUGUCAAACAAAAACUUUGCAAUACACUCAUUAUUUUAAGAAAA
Molecule: messenger RNA, 5622 nt
Organism: Xiphophorus couchianus (Monterrey platyfish)
Lineage: Eukaryota; Metazoa; Chordata; Actinopteri; Cyprinodontiformes; Poeciliidae
Product: collagen alpha-2(VI) chain-like
Exons: 28
Coding region: 478-3621 (1047 amino acids)
Biological process (GO): extracellular matrix organization
Molecular function (GO): extracellular matrix structural constituent conferring tensile strength
Source: RefSeq, a predicted model, not a curated record